Contarinia nasturtii (swede midge) is the source of this 1344-nucleotide messenger RNA. Its product is annotated as zinc finger protein 34-like. The record is from RefSeq and is a predicted model, not a curated record. Bases 115 to 1269 code for a protein of 384 amino acids. Lineage: Eukaryota; Metazoa; Arthropoda; Insecta; Diptera; Cecidomyiidae. The transcript is spliced from 2 exons. Gene Ontology annotation, cellular component: nucleus. Gene Ontology annotation, molecular function: DNA-binding transcription activator activity, RNA polymerase II-specific; RNA polymerase II cis-regulatory region sequence-specific DNA binding. Gene Ontology annotation, biological process: regulation of transcription by RNA polymerase II.
AGCUGUCAUCGUAAGAGCAUAGAAGAAGCAAUUGAUUUAAGGAAUCACGUGUUAGAUCGUUUCUAAUCGUUUAAUUCAAUUGUUCUUGAAUUCAAGUGAUCGGAAGGGGCCACGAUGAAUCCGUAUCAAACAAAAGGUGCUUUAGGUGGAAGAGCUAAGCGCAAAUACCAACGCAAAGGAAGACACUCACAAGUCAAAAUCAAAGAAGAAGUUGAUGUAAAAGUGGAGCCAGGAGAUGGUGUUGAUCUGAUUGCAUACCCACCGUUGUCACCACAAUCACCAGUCAAAGCCGGCGCUACGAUAAAAUCGGAAAGCGAAAGUGAUGGCGAGUAUGUGCCAUACGAUGCUGACUGUGUGAAGGACGAGAUCAAAUCGGAGGAAGGGGAAUGUUUGAAGAAAAAGCAUGAUGAAGCACCGAAGGCAAGCACAAACGAAGGUGGAAAUGAUGAUCCAAUUGGCGAUGAUUUAUGCGAUGAAAGACCAAACUCAAGCAACAAUCGUGAACAGCAUGCAAAAGGAAAGAAGCCAAAAGGCGGAAAAUCAAAGGGUUCCAAGAAACCAUCGAAUGGUCGAGCCACCAUUGGACAGAAAAAGCACAAAUUUCAUUUCUGUGAUUAUGUGACAAAUCAAAAAUCAAAUCUCACAACACACAUUCGAAGGCAUACGGGCGAAAAGCCCUUUGAAUGCGAAGUAUGUGCCAAGGCUUUUACUCAAAAGAGCAAUUUAAAAAGCCAUAAGGAAAUCCAUGGUCCAAAAUUUCCAUUUCGAUGUUUGAAAUGUGGACAUAGGUUCGCUGAAGAAACUGAAAAACAAUCUCAUGAGGAUGGAUGUAACCCACGACGAUACGAAUGCUAUCUCUGUGAAUACAAAACCUACAAAUCCUUCCACCAUGGUAAUUUGAAGUAUCACAUGCGAUUGAAGCACACUGGUGAUAAACCAUUUCAAUGUGCUACUUGUGGAAAGAAAUUCAUUCACAAAGGUAAUCUUAAUAGGCAUAAGUGCAAACCUCGCCCAUACCGUUGCAAACAAUGUCAUCGACCAUUUGCAAAAGAAGACGAUAAGGAUCAACAUCAAGAACACUGCAAACGUCGUUGCUAUCAAUGCUACCUUUGUAAAAAGAUCAUGCAAUAUACAACGCAUUUAACACUCCACAUGCGUAACCAUCACACAGGAGAAAAACCGUUUCCAUGCAAAUUGUGCAAUGCUCGUUUUCCACUGCUUGGUACUGCCAAUCAACAUAUGAAAAAUAUUCACGGUAUGAAGAAGUGAUCGUUCAUCUAUGUAAAGAAGUCAAAUCAAUCCGUAGAAGAAAUGCAAUAAAUUUGAAACAGCCGAAUUGUCAAA